CAACUGAAUUUCGAAAACCUGGACAGGGCUGUGAAGAAAAGUAAGUGAGUACCUAGGAACGGAAUGGGGGUUUCAAUUAUUGCAUUGAUCUCUUGUUACCGCCGUUUUUUCCCCCCUAGAGGCCGGUAUUUUUGCCUUCAAGAAGCCAAGUUGAAUGGUGACUACAUCACAGAAGCUUUGUCUUGAACACUGCACACUCAUGCACGCAGCGCCAUCAUCCAUCACGGCGAGGGCGACGAUUCAAAUAACAGACGAGUCUUGCUUGGACUAUCAAGAUCUUGCCGAGGACCAGGUACCACGGCAACUAUAAAGGUUCUACUUCGCUGGGCCGCAGCCCAGGAAGACCACGGAGCGGCGACGGCGCAGAAGAUCUUUCUGACGCGUAGCUUUCACCAGCCACUCAGUUCCGCCAAGUUGAGCGACCGCUGAGAUAUAAGCUUCUUUGGAAAAUUUUCACGAUCACGGAAAUCCAAUGGCAUCCAUAACACACCCGGACCCCGGGACCGGAGCCGGAGCCGGAGCCGGAGCCGGAGGACUCCAUAUCAACCACACCACUACCGGAGCCGACCGCGAAGCCGAAAACCGCCACCACCGAACCCCCCGUACCGCAAAAUGGUACAAAAUCCAUCUCUUCCGGGGCAUGGUCAACGAUCUCCGUCGUCGCGCCCCUUACUACCUCUCCGACUGGACCGACGCCUGGAACUACCGCGUAGUUCCCGCCACGGUAUACAUGUACUUUGCCAACAUUCUCCCCGCCCUCGCCUUCUCGCUCGACAUGUUCACCAAGACGGACCGGAUGUACGGAGUCAAUGAGGUGUUGCUUGCCAGUGUUUUGGGCGCCGUGGUAUUCAGUGUCUUGGCUUGUCAACCGCUCGUCAUAGUCGGUGUCACGGGGCCGAUUACGGUUUUCAACUACACCGUUUACGACAUCAUGGAGCCGACGGGGACCAACUACAUGGCCUUUAUGUGCUGGAUCGGUCUCUGGUCCUUGGUGUUUCACUGGAUUUUGGCUGUCACCAACUCGUGCAACUGGCUGCGCUACGUCACGAGGUUUCCGUGCGAUAUUUUUGGAUUUUAUGUGGCGUUUAUUUACCUGCAAAAGGGCGUUCAGGUGCUGCAGCGGCUAGGAGAUGCAGCGCCGUUUUAUCUAUCGGUUGUGGUGGCGCUUUGCGUCUUUGCUAUUGCGUAUAUCUGUGGCGAAUUGGGCGGUAGCAGUCUGUUUAAUCAUACCGUUCGCGUCUUUCUAAAGGAUUAUGGGACGCCGUUGACAGUGGUGUUCUUCACGGGGUUUGUCCACUUUGGAAAGCUGGAGCAUAUCCAUUUGGAGCACUUGGAGGUCAGCAAGGCGUUUUUCCCGACGCCUCAUGAGGAUGGCUGGAUCAGAGGGUGGUUUAUUCACUUUUGGGAUAUCCCCGUGGGACAUGUCUUCUUGGCUAUCCCGUUUGCUUUGCUGUUGACAAUUCUUUUUUGGUUUGAUCAUAAUGUCUCCUCCCUCAUUGCCCAAGGCACUGAAUUCCCCCUCCGCAAGCCCGCCGGCUUCCACUGGGAUCUCUUUCUCCUCGGCCUGACCACCGGCGUCUCCGGCCUACUUGGCAUCCCCUUUCCCAACGGCCUUAUUCCGCAAGCACCCUUCCACACUGCCUCUUUGUGCGUCACCAAAGUCGUCACAAACGAUGACACCGACGUCGACUCCUCUGAAUCCAAGGGCCAUCCUUCGGAUUCAUAUCAAUUCAAACCCAUCUCCGUAGUCGAACAACGCGUCUCCAACCUCGCCCAAGGCCUGCUCACCUUGGGAACCAUGACGGGUCCCCUCCUCGUCGUUUUACAUCUAAUCCCGCAAGGCGUGCUAGCAGGCCUCUUCUUCAUCAUGGGCUACCAAGCCUUGGCGGGGAACGGAAUCACCCAAAAGCUUGUUUUCCUCUGCAAAGACAGUCGGCUGACCAACCCCAACCAUCCGCUUAACAAUAAGGCCCUGCGAAGAAGCCGGGUUUGGCUGUUUGUGAUUAUCGAGCUCAUAGCGUUUGGAGCGACGUUUGCUAUUACUCAGACUGUUGCCGCGGUGGGGUUCCCAGUGUUCAUCUUUGCGCUGAUUCCGGUUAGGGCGGUGUUGUUGCCGAGGUGGUUGAGUAAGGAGGAGUUGGCGGUGUUGGAUGGGCCGACGGCUAGUCCGUUUACUAUGGAGAGUGUUGGGGGGAGUUAUGGUGGUGUUGAGGAGGAGGAGGAGGAGAGGGCGGAGGAAGGGGGCAUGGGUGAGGAGAGUAGUGGUGGUGUUCUCUCUUCGGGAGCGGAGGGGAAAGGAAAAAGUCUAAGAAGGUGGCCGGUGAGAUGAGCGCUGAGGAGUUGGCGGAGUUGGGAUUGUCAGUUAAUAGUGGUAGGGGCUCAUUGCGCAGGGGUAGCAUAGUGGUGGAUGACAUUCAGCAGCGGCAGAGUUAGGGGCAGGUGCAUAGGAGAGGGCAUCAUCAAGCCAUGAGGCAGUGGAACAGCAGAGAGAUGAUUAGAUGGAAAGAAUUUGGGUAAUAGGUAAUCGAAUUCUCCUUGAAGGAUAUGGAGGUGUAAAGGGCGGUAAUUAUAGGGAAGAAGAGACAUAAAGAAAGCUGAUCAAUAGAGAUAGCCGUGUAGAUAUACGUUGGACCGCAUGUAUAUAUAUAUAUCUAAAUAGUAAUGACUAGUCAUGCGCCUCA
This is a messenger RNA of Neurospora crassa OR74A, 2681 nucleotides long. Its product is annotated as anion exchange family protein. Gene Ontology annotation, cellular component: fungal-type vacuole; plasma membrane. The coding region runs from base 473 to 2329 and encodes 618 amino acids. Gene Ontology annotation, molecular function: solute:inorganic anion antiporter activity; borate efflux transmembrane transporter activity. The transcript is spliced from 2 exons. The record is from RefSeq and is a predicted model, not a curated record. NCBI's taxonomy places the organism in Eukaryota, Fungi, Ascomycota, Sordariomycetes, Sordariales, Sordariaceae. Gene Ontology annotation, biological process: borate transport; monoatomic anion transport; monoatomic ion homeostasis.